Messenger RNA from Aspergillus thermomutatus, 2022 nucleotides. RefSeq names its product putative GTPase activating protein for Arf. NCBI's taxonomy places the organism in Eukaryota, Fungi, Ascomycota, Eurotiomycetes, Eurotiales, Aspergillaceae. Gene Ontology annotation, cellular component: Golgi apparatus. The transcript has 4 exons. Gene Ontology annotation, biological process: endocytosis; endoplasmic reticulum to Golgi vesicle-mediated transport; intra-Golgi vesicle-mediated transport. The coding region runs from base 1 to 2022 and encodes 673 amino acids. Gene Ontology annotation, molecular function: protein binding; GTPase activator activity. The record is from RefSeq and is a predicted model, not a curated record.
AUGCCCAGCGUUGUCAGUAAGCGGCAGCAGCAACGCAAUGAGAAAGCCUUGCAGGACCUCAUCCGCUCAGUGCCGGGCAAUGAUCGAUGUGCAGACUGUGGAGCCUUCAACCCAGGAUGGGCCAGCUGGAAUAUGGGAAUUUUCUUAUGUAUGCGGUGCGCAGCUCUGCAUCGUAAGCUGGGCACACACAUCUCCAAGGUCAAGUCCUUGACCAUGGACACUUGGACGGCCGAUCAAGUUGACAACAUGAAAUCCCACGGGAACAACCUCAUGAACAAGAUCUUCAAUCCCAAGAACGUCAAACCUCCGGUCCCCAAGGAUAUCGACGAGGCCGAUUCGAGCAUGGAGCGGUACAUCCGGCAGAAAUACCAGUAUCGUUCCCUGGAGGAUGGAAAACCGAAACCUCCAAGUCGUCAUGACUCCGGUUAUGACAGGUCACCGGAAGGCUCACCUCCUCCACUGCCUCCAAAGUCUGGCCGGUUUUCGGGCCCUGGGUUGCGGUCCGCUUCUUCCACCUCGAACCUCCAGCGGUCGUCCAACAGACCCUUUGCGACCUCACCUCGAUCCGAAAGACACGAUUCCCCUCCACCCCGAAGCGUCUCCAACUCUGGCUCUCAAGGGUUUGGGCUUUCCGUCCGUGAUACAAAUGACGCAUCAUUUGAGUCGAAACUGGUCCAGCUGAGAGACAUGGGGUUCACCAACGAGCGUCGGAACGCAGCGGCCCUGAAAGGUCUUGACGGUAACUUGAAGAUGACCAUCGAGACUUUACAGAGACUGGGAGAAGGACCUGCAUCGCUGGGACGGCCUUUGGCAUCUGGUAACUCCACAAACAAUCAUACUGGAGGGGACGGUUCCGUCAAUCCUUUCGACCAGCUUGACUUCAAAGCGUCUUCCCAGACGAGCAGCGCGUACAAUCCGUUUGAUAUGCCAACUUCACAAGGACAACAGCAACUCGCACCUGCGCCCGCGCCCGUGCAGUCUCUUGAGGCGUCAUUCCAGCAUUUACAGGUUUCGCAGCCGUUAUUCCCGCAUCAAACCGGAGGAUAUCCUGGUCGUCAAGCUUCGCUUCCUCAGCCCCUCUACCAGCACCCUCUUACCCCUCCUGUUACCUCGACCCAAUCACAAGGCACAUACGUCUCAUCCCCACAAGCGUUCGACGGAAGCCAAAACCCAUUUUUCCAGUCCGGAGCCCAGCCGCAAGCGCCCUUCACUAGCACACCACUCACCCAGAGCCCUGGCGUUGCUCAGACAAACCCCUUCUUCAGCCAGUUCGGAGCGGCGGCGACCUCAAUGCAGUCACAAGCCCAAUUAGGUCCUGGAGGGGCACUGCCUAAUCCGCCCCAGCAUGCGAACACCAUGCCAGCAUUGUCCUCCACGUCGCCCUUUAGUCAGGUUUCUUACCAGCAGCAACAACAGCUGCAGCAACAACAGUUCAUCCAGAGUCAACCACAUUUGCAGGCACAGCCGUUGCAGCAGGGGUUUGCCUCCCAGAAUCCAUUCCAGUCGAUGGCAGCCCCAAAUACACCACAGAAUGCGGUCUAUCAACCCCAGUACCAGUCACAACCACAGAAUGGGCUGCAGCAGCCCGCUCCGUACCUUGCCGCUCAGCCCACCGGCCGCGUGGACAAGGGCAGCAUCCUCUCUCUGUACAAUACGUCCUCUGCACCAGCAUCCGGGAUGCCGCACCCCUCUCAAAUGCAAGCCCCGACAGGAAUGUCGCUGAACCAAGCGCACCAAACCCAGCCAAUGCCGAGUAUCAACGAGCAUCAGACCAACGGCCCGCAGGCCUCCGCUGCUCCCCAGUUAGCCGGGUCACGAAAUCCUUUCAUGGGUGGGCAACCAGCAGCACUCGGGGCGCAAGGCACCGCCGGUGGUGGAUUCGACCUGACACCAAAAGCCCCCCAGCUGAAUGGCAAUUUCCCAAGGACCCACAUGAGCCAGCAGAGUGUAGAUAUCAAUGGCUUUCAGAGCGGACGGCACAGCCCCGACGCCUUUGCCAAUCUGAGCGCCCGUUACCGGUAA